Exaiptasia diaphana is the source of this 1040-nucleotide messenger RNA. Its product is annotated as neuromedin-U receptor 2-like. The transcript has 2 exons. Gene Ontology annotation, molecular function: G protein-coupled receptor activity. Lineage: Eukaryota; Metazoa; Cnidaria; Anthozoa; Actiniaria; Aiptasiidae. The coding region runs from base 14 to 1036 and encodes 340 amino acids. Gene Ontology annotation, cellular component: membrane. The record is from RefSeq and is a predicted model, not a curated record. Gene Ontology annotation, biological process: G protein-coupled receptor signaling pathway.
UUUUACAGGGAGAAUGUUCGUCAACAACUCAACUCUUUCAAAGCAAAUGGUUUUGUUCAAAGGGUGCAGAGACGGGAGCAGUGUUUCACAAAUCGUACUCACCACCAUCAUCAUCAUUAUGUCAAUCAUUAGUAACGGUGCAAUCUGUUGUCUUUUGGUUCGUUUUCGCAGUCUUCGAACCGUUCCCAACAUCCUAGUUGCAAACUUGGCUUUCAUCGAUGUUAUCAAUGCUAUUACUAACAUGCCCCUGUUUAUUAUGUGGUACUUGUGUCAAGUCCGUUUCCUAACUGGACCAGCGGUUUCUUGGAUUAUAGUGACGUGGUACGUAUUGUUCAUGUAUCUCACUGUAACAUCGCUAGUGGUUCUUAUGUUAGACCGUUAUGGUGCCAUAGUGCACGGCUUGAAGUACCAUACGUGGAAGACRAAGAAUAAAGCUGCUUUCGCUGUUAUUGUAAUCUGGUUGAUAGCAAUGUCAUACACAUUGGGGAUGUUUAGUUUGGGAGUUUCCAUUGAUGUCGGUAACAUGCCAGUUUGGAUUUAUCGCAUUUAUUACUUUAAGAAUUUCGGCCGUUCAUUUUUAAUCCCAGGUCAACUCAUCCCUUUCGCUUUCAUGGUUAUACUGGGUUUCCUUAUUUGGCGAAAGGURCGCGUAAGCACUCGUGCUAUAGCACCGCAAAGUAAUGUGGGUAAAAGAGUUAGAAGUGACGUCCAGACCGCAAAGACUCUUGCAAUAACUAUAUUGGCGUAUUUUUUGAUGGGUUGCUUCCCAGUCCUUCUCCAUAGCAUCGCAAAACUUCAUGGUUCGUGGAUUCAUUUUUCAGCGUUUUUCUUCACGUUUUUGAACAGUAUGGCAAACCCGGUGAUCUAUUCACUACGUACGAGACGGUUCCGUGCUGCGUUGCUGCUGCUCUUACGGGAUCCCUGUGGUGAUAGCCAACCAACUGAUAAAAAGUCACGAUCAAUGAAUUCAUCAACAGUUGCCACAAACACAAAAAUGACAACCUUUGUAUCUGAUGUAGAAAACAGAGUGUUUUAACAAU